Messenger RNA from Dermatophagoides pteronyssinus (European house dust mite), 705 nucleotides. RefSeq names its product zinc finger HIT domain-containing protein 1. Lineage: Eukaryota; Metazoa; Arthropoda; Arachnida; Sarcoptiformes; Pyroglyphidae. The record is from RefSeq and is a predicted model, not a curated record. Gene Ontology annotation, biological process: chromatin remodeling.
AUUGAAAACAAAAAUCGAUGAUUUAUUGGAUCAAUUUUCAUUUACCGAUUUAAGUUGAAUUCAAUUCUCCAAACAAAAAUGUAUAAAAACAGCGGCCAAAAACCAUCCACUUCAUCCAGAAUUUCCAUCACACGUAAACAAUAUAGAAUUCUGGAUGAAAGUACAAGAAAUCGUAGAAAUCGUCAACAUAUUGAACAACUCGAAAGGGAUAAUUUUCAUGAAGAUCCACAUAGUAAUCUGGUGAUGCAUAAAAAAGCACCAAAAUUUGAAGAUCCAACAACAAUGAAUUCGACAAACAAUACGAAUAUCGUUGUCACACCAAGACGUAUGAAUGUUUCACGUUCACGAAUAUUUACAUUGAAUACAUUGAUUGAAGAAAAUUCACGGCUUCCACAACCAAAUUAUGUAUCGAUAGCCACACGUUCGUUGAAUAAUUAUCCGAAAAACAAGUUGAAUUCGUCGUCAUCAGAUGAUAAACAAUCCAAAUCAAAAUUAUAUUCAACAUAUUUUCCAUUGAUUGAAAUUCCAUCCGUUCGACGACAUUUUUGUAGUGUUUGUGGUUUUAAAAGCCAUUAUACUUGUAUUGUAUGUGGUUUUCGUUAUUGUUCUACACAUUGUCUACAGAUUCAUGUUGAAACCCGAUGUCUUAAAUGGACCGGGUGAAUCUGAAUAUGAAUAUUUUUUUCAUGUAAAAACCAAAACAAA